AUGUCGAAGGAAGUCAUUAUCCGUGAGGUCUGGGCAUACAAUUUAGAGUAUGAAUUCAAUCUCAUCCGUCGAGCUAUUCUCAUCCGUCGAGCUAUCCAUCAAAAUCAUUUUAUCAUCUCAAUGGAUACUGCAUUUCCCGGCGUGAUUCAUUCUUCCAAAAUUGACCAUCGUCGUCUUCAACCCUCUGAUUAUUACCGUUACUUGAAGGCUAACGUUGAUGAUCUUAAAAUCAUCCAAGUUGGUCUCACCCUUUCGGACUCCAAGGGAAACCUUCCUGACUUUGGAAGCAAUAACACUUACAUUUGGGAGUUUAAUUUCAGUGAUUUUGACAUCAAUCAUGAUCUUUGCAAUCAAGAUUCCGUUGAUAUGCUCCGCCGUCAAGGAAUCAACUUUGAGCGCAAUAUUUGUCACGGUGUGGAUUCAAUGCGUUUCGCUGAUUUAAUGUUGUCGUCGAUACUUGUUUUUAAGGAAUCAAUUAUUUGGGUCACGUUUAGCAGUGCAUAUGAUUUCGGAUAUUUGGUGAAAAUUUUGACCCGAAUGAAUUUGCCAAACCGGUUAGAGGAAUUUUUAAACAUCAUAGAAAUAUUGUUUGGAAGAAGUGUUUACGAUAUGAAACACAUGAUGAAGUUCUGCAACUCUUUGUAUGGUGGUCUCGAGCAAGUAGCUAGUAUCCUUAAUGUGAAUCGGGCUGUUGGAAAGUCACAUCAAGCUGCAUCCGAUAGUUUGUUGACGUGGCAUGCAUUCCUCAACAUGAUGAAGACUCAUUUUAAGGAUGAUGAAGGUCGCAAGCAUGCCGGAGUGCUGUUUGGAUUACAAAUUGCAGCUUAA
This is a messenger RNA of Lathyrus sativus (Indian pea), 828 nucleotides long. The record is from the annotation of a GenBank genome assembly. NCBI's taxonomy places the organism in Eukaryota, Viridiplantae, Streptophyta, Magnoliopsida, Fabales, Fabaceae.